CGAAACCGAAACGCAGAGGCAGACGAGGUGUCAUUUGCUCCUUGCGAUGAUCGCGAGGGAGGCGUCGUUGUCCCCGUGGGAGCAAGGGUUGGAUGAGGAGACCAAAAACAAUUAUGGCCAUCUUUCUCCAACACCCUUUUGCCCUGUAUCUAUUCUCAUAAGAUACAAGGUAGAAGGGGUUCCCAAGAUGAGGGGGCCGGAUACAAGACAAAAGGCUGACUCGUCUAAGACAAAAUCUACCAAACGCGGAGCCCCUUGCUAGUUGCGGAAAUGCUGCGAGCGGGAGAAGCCUACAACCAUCAGAUUGCGGUCUCGUCGCCAGAGAUGAAGAAGUUUGUGGCUGCGGUCUUCUUCGAUGCGAAUAUGUGUAGUGGACGCGAACGCUUCCAGAUGGCUCAAGAGCAUGACGG
Messenger RNA from Amoebophrya sp. A25, 410 nucleotides. NCBI's taxonomy places the organism in Eukaryota, Dinophyceae, Syndiniales, Amoebophryaceae. The record is from the annotation of a GenBank genome assembly.